GGGGGUAUAAAGGAUGUGCAUGAUGUUGAUCUCUCCAUCGAACUUGAUGAUUGGUUUAGGGAGCGAGGCAUCGACACAUUCACACUCACCACUUUCCCUAUCUCCUACCAGAACAAACAAGGGGUUGUUAGACUAUUGGAUCAUGUUGAUUCGCAGACAGCGAAAUAACCCGAGAGAUCUGCCUAAAUCCUACAAGCGCGUCAGAGAGUUGCCAGAGGCUUGUAAAGUGAAGGAGGAGAUUGUACUUAAGGAGACAGGUCUAAAGGAUGAGGAUUUGCCUUGGAAGACUAUCAUUGAUCCGUACGGACACCACCGCUGAAAUGUAAAACAUGUGUGGUUAGCAUGAUUGUAACGAUUCGAUAUGUAAAUUGAUUUGUCCUUCUGCUAAAUGCAUGAUAUGUUUCUGAAAG
This is a messenger RNA of Serpula lacrymans var. lacrymans S7.9, 410 nucleotides long. RefSeq lists its product as uncharacterized. NCBI's taxonomy places the organism in Eukaryota, Fungi, Basidiomycota, Agaricomycetes, Boletales, Serpulaceae. The transcript has a single exon. The record is from RefSeq and is a predicted model, not a curated record. Bases 14 to 319 code for a protein of 101 amino acids.